Messenger RNA from Aureobasidium musti, 939 nucleotides. The record is from the annotation of a GenBank genome assembly. Lineage: Eukaryota; Fungi; Ascomycota; Dothideomycetes; Dothideales; Saccotheciaceae.
AUGUCAACAGAAAACAUGGCAAACACACCGAAAUCGGCAAAGACGAAAAAGACAAAGGACGACAAGUCGGCAAAGAAGCGACGACACGACGAACAAGCCACAGCAGCUACACCAGCAACAGCAGAAGCAUCAGAGACGACAAUUGAGAGCCUACCAAAGCGUCCGCGCAUCGCAUCGCCAGAAGCUGCAGAUGUAGCAACCAGCAGCACAUCCCCUUUUGUCAAGCAAACAUCUUCCUUCUAUCUUCCUCUGUCGCCAAUCUACCACGCUUUCCCUGUCGAUGGUCUCUGCGCCGAACACAUUUCUCCUCUCUUGCUCACCUACCACCCACCUCUUCGCGGCGUAAUCCUUUCCUACGACAACCCACGCCUCUCAAACAACCCCGCUGACGCGCCUUCCUCACGCGACGGCCCCGAUGCCUCUCCCACCGUCCUCGCAAAAUCAAUCGACGAAUACGCAGUCUCGUUUGUAUGGCUGACCGUCGACUUUACGCUGUUGCGCCCCACNCCCGGCGCCGUCAUCGAAGGCUUCGUAAGCCUCCAAAACGAAAGCUACCUCGGUCUGGUCUGCUGGAACUUUUUCAACGCAGGCGUGGACCGCAAACGCAUUCCCUCGGGCUGGAAAUGGGUGCCCAACCACAACGCUAAUGCCGGCACCAAGAGCGCAACAGACUGGAUGAGAGGCCUGCGCAACAAGAGUGACGAAAGCAGUGGCUACUACGUUGACGAAACCGGCAAGAAGAUUGAAGGAAAGAUCAAAUUCACAGUCAAGGAUUUCGAAUCGGCGCCUAGUACAGACCGCGAAAGAGGAUUUUUGAGUAUCGAGGGUACCUUGUUGAGUCCAGAGGACGACAAAGCUUACGACAAGGAACUCAAGGCUGCGAGAAGAGUGCCGAANAAGAAGAGGGUGCCUGCUUUGAAUGUCAACCCUGAGUGGUAG